AUGGCUGUCCAUACCUUCAGUGAUUCUGACCACUCGGAAUCAGAGCCUGAACCCAUGGAGGUCACUGAGGCACUCUUCGGGCAGGUCUUCCAGCAUUAUGGCCUUCCGGGGGACAUAGUUUCCGACAGUGCCCCUAAAUUCACAUCAUGCGUAUGGAAGUCCUUUAUCGAGAAGCUCCGGGUAACGGUCAGCCUCACUUCCGGGUACCGGCCUCAGUCCAAUGGGCAGGUAAAGAGGAUGAACCUGGAGCUGGGGAGGUUCCUGAUGAGUCACUACUGUCAGGACCGGCAGGGAGAGUGCAGAGUGCGCCCAGAACUCGCGACAUCACUCCACCACUGGGUUGACCCCCUUCCAGUGUGUUCAGAAGCUCUUGCGGUGGAUGAGUGGUUCCAGCGAGCAGAAGAGGUGUGGAGCGACGCUCACGUGAGACUCCAGCUGUCAGGCUGUCUAGUCACAGAGGAAGGCUGUGCUUCUCUGGUCUCAGCUCUGAGGUCAAACCCCUCACACCUGAGAGAGCUGGACCUGAGCUACAAUCACCCAGGAGACUCAGGAGUCAGACUGCUCUCUGCUGGACUGGAGGAUCCACACUGCAGACUGGAGAAACUCAAUGUGGAACAUGGUGGAGAGAACAGAAUGAAACCUGGGCUUAGAAAAUAUGUCUGUUAUCUCACGCUGGACCCAAACACAGCACACAGACUCCUCUCUCUGUCUGAGGAGAACAGAAAGGUGACAUGGAGGAGAAAGAAGCAACAGCCGUAUCCUGAUCACCCAGAGAGAUUUAAGGACUGGCAGCAGGUGCUGUGUAGAGAGGGUCUGACUGGGCGCUGUUACUGGGAGGUAGAGUGGAGUGGGAGAGGUGCUGUUAUAGGCGUGACAUAUAAAGGAAUCAGCAGGAGAGGAAGGGGUGAUGAAUGUUGUCUUGGAUGGAAUGACAAGUCCUGGAGUCUGUUCUGCUCUGACAACCGUUACAUUGCCUGUCACAAUAAUAAUUACACUACCAUAGACGUUCCCUCCUCCAGCCCCCACAGAGUAGGAGUGUAUCUGGACUGGCCAGCCGGCACUCUGUCCUUCUAUAGAGCCUCCUCUGACACACUGACCCACCUGUACACAUUCACCUCCACAUUCACUGAACCCCUCUAUCCAGGGUUUUAUGUUUGGUAUGUUGACUCUUCAGUGUCCCUGGAAAUAAUAACCUGACACACGCGCACACACACAGGCACAGACACAGACACAGACACAGACACACACACACACUGGACACAUAUACACACACACAUUGGAUACACAAUCACACAAUGGACACACAAACACACACUGGACACACACACACACACUGGACACACACACACACACUGGACACACACACACACACACACUGGACACACACAAAAACACUGGACACACACACACACACACUGGACACACACAAAAACACUGGACACACACACACUGGACACUGGAAACACACACACACAAACACAAUCUUGUACAGCUAACCUUGUGGGAACAUACAAUUCAGUCCCAUUCAAAAACCUAUAUUCCCUUACCCCUAAACGUAUCCUUACCUUAACGCUAACCCUAAACCUUAGCCCCUAACCCUAAACAUGUGCUUAAUGUACCCCACUGUGGGCCAAGAUGUGACAAAUAAGGAAAUUUGAACCCGUACCUCUCCUCUUUGUCCAUCAAAGGGCCAUGGCUCAACGUGUAGUACACGAGCCUCAUCUGCCAACCCAGGUUUGAUCCCCACCUAGGAUAUGCCCAAGGUGUAAGGUUGGACAUAGUCCAAACUUGAGCUUUUGCCCCAGAGACUAUUCCAGCCUGUGCACCUGGUGAUUGUACGUGUUACCAAGCGAAUAUUUUUUAAAUUAUUUUUUAAUGCCUUUAGGGGGGUUCCAGGAGCACCCCCCAACCGGGAUUGUCCACAAGGAGGUGCCACUUGCCAUUUUAAGCCAUUUUUAAUCACUAAUGUACAGUUGAAAACGGACGUUUACACCUUAGUCAAAUACAUUAAAACUCAGUUUUUCACCAUU
Messenger RNA from Oncorhynchus masou masou (cherry salmon), 2030 nucleotides. RefSeq names its product E3 ubiquitin-protein ligase TRIM39-like. Lineage: Eukaryota; Metazoa; Chordata; Actinopteri; Salmoniformes; Salmonidae. The record is from RefSeq and is a predicted model, not a curated record. The transcript is spliced from 5 exons. Gene Ontology annotation, molecular function: nucleic acid binding; protein binding. Gene Ontology annotation, biological process: DNA integration. Bases 1 to 1197 code for a protein of 398 amino acids.